UUUGUGAGUACUGUGUUCAUAUUGAGUGCCACGACUUCAGUGUUGCGAACUGUAAAGAAUGUGCCACGUAUCCAUCUAGUAGAAAUCUCCCUUCUGUAACUCAGUUUCAUCACUGGCGGGAAGGUAACUUACCAGGAAACUCCAAGUGCCACUUCUGUAAGAAAACGUGCUGGUCGGUCGAAUGUCUCUCUGGCAUAAGGUGUGAGUGGUGUGGUCUGACGGCCCAUGCCACUUGUUACAAGAACCUUCCAGUUGAGUGUAACUUUGGAUGCUUGGCUAGCAUCAUGCUUCCACCGAGUUGUGUUAGCAUUCCACGCACAUAUGUACCUCUGGAGACUAUAAUGGGGGUUCAAACCAAAAGGAGAGAGACCAUGUCUCCUGCACGAAGUAUAUCAGAAGAAAUUUCCUCCAGCGGAGACAUGAAAAACAAAGAAUUUGAUGAUUAUCCAUCGCCAAAGGAAAAAGACCGAGUAGAAGAACUAAUUAAGGUAUACGAUGGAAAUUCGUCAAUGAAAAGGUCGGCAUAUAGGACAAUCAGUAUUUCUCAAAAAGCAACGAGGGAACAAGUCAUCGGAGCAGCACUAAGAGCAUUCCACAUCCAUGAUGAUCCAAACAAUUACUACCUGAUAGAUGUUUUUGAUCCCAAUGAAAAGGAACUUGGGGACUUCCUGCCAGUGCAGAGCUUAAUCCGGCGAGAAGGAAAGAGACCGGCUAUGUUGUUGCGCUAUCGUCCACCAGAUCCAGAGAAGGGAUCUAUAAGGAUCUAUCUUGGUAACUUAGGGAUAAUUUCAUGGUAUAUGGUUAACUCUGUUCACGAAAGGAUUAUGGACAAUCAGGAGUGCCCAUGGGAACUUCUUAGGAAUAUAGCCAGGGAAUCUAUCAGAGAGAUGAGCUUGACAAGGUUUUACCUUCAGCAGAAAGAUGAAUCUUCUAACACCACAGUAGCACUGUUUAUUGGAAACCUCCCUCCCAAUCUUUCGCAAAGACAAUAUGAAAAGAUUCUCAUUAAUAUGUUGGGCAAACCUUACAGGUUCAAACAGAUUGGGCCGAUCUACUAUGAAUAUGGUUCACUGAUUGUUUCUUAUGACAACGCAGACAUAGCAGUGAAAACCUUCUACAUGUUGAGAGAAUGCAGUUUUGAUGAUAAGAACCUUCUAGUUCUCCUCCUACCAAAUAUUACCUCAGAGAUGAUUCCACCAGGAAUUAGGCCAUUGUUGGUGUUUGUCAAUGUGAAGAGUGGCGGCUGUCAGGGACUAGUAUUGCUAUCCUCCUUCAGAAAGUUGCUGAAUCCUUACCAAGUGUAUGACCUAGAGAACGGUGGGCCUCUGCCAGGUCUUUAUGUAUUUAGACGAGUUAAGGACUACAAGAUUCUUGUUUGUGGAGGAGAUGGUACAGUAGGCUGGACUCUACAGUGUCUCGACAAUGUUGGUCAAGAUUCAGAAUGCUCAUCCCCUCCAUGUUCUAUCCUGCCUCUUGGAACGGGCAACGACCUUGCACGGGUCCUUCGUUGGGGGCCAGGCUACACUGGCGGAGAAGAACCGCUUACAGUCCUCAAGGAUAUUAUAGAUGCAGAAGAGAUCAGGCUAGAUAGGUGGACUGUAGUGUUUCACUCUGAUGAAAAACCUGAUGAAAGGCCAGGAAUUGUGAGUAACAGCUCUGGAUCCACGUCUGAGGACAACACAGCCAUCUUCAUGAUGAACAAUUACUUUGGAAUUGGCAUCGAUGCUGACCUGUGUCUUGACUUUCAUAAUGCCAGGGAAGAAAAUCCUAACAAGUUUAAUAGCAGACUUCAUAACAAAGGGGUUUACUUUAAAAUGGGCCUUCGGAAGAUGGUGGGCAGGAAACUGUGGAGAGAUUUAAACAAAGAGGUUCGCCUCGAAGUGGAUGGGAAAAUGGUAGAUCUACCGCCAGUUGAAGGAAUCAUCAUUCUAAAUAUUCUGAGCUGGGGAUCAGGAGCCAACCCCUGGGGUCCUGAAAGAGAGGACCAGUUCUCUAAGCCUAACCACUAUGAUGGAAUGUUAGAAGUAGUGGGAGUUAUGGGAGUCGUCCAUAUGGGACAGAUUCAAAGUGGACUUCGGAAUGCUAUCAGAAUUGCACAGGGAGGACACAUUCGAAUCCGACUCAACACUGAUAUGCCUGUACAAGUGGAUGGAGAACCUUGGAUUCAGAGUCCUGGGGAGGUCGUGGUUCUUCGCUCUGCCCUCAAGGCUACCAUGCUCAGGAAAAGUAAAAUGAAACGUAGAAAUACAGAAUCGGUUCUUGCCUCAUCCAAUGCAGAACGAUCUUAUGAAGACUGAUUUGUUAUGUUAGGCAGAAACCUAGCUAGGGCAAGUGAUCCCUGUGGCUCCAUAGACAAGUUAUGUUUCUCUUAGUAUUGAAGACCUUGGCUGAUAGUUCAGACUUUGGGAUCUGUCUGAAGAAGUGUUUAUUUAAACAGAAACCUAGCUAGGACAAGUGAUCUCUGUGGCUCCAUAGACAAUGUCAAGAAGACAAGAAACCUUGUUCCUGCAAGUUAUGUUUCUCUUAGUAUUGAAGACCUUGGCUGAUAGUUCAGACUUUGGGAUUUGUCUGAAGAAGUGUUUAUUUAAAAAGAAACCUAGCUAGGACAAGUGAUCUCUGUGGCUCCAUAGACAAUGUCAAGAACACAAGAAACUUUGUUCCUGCAAGUUAUGUUUCUCUUAGUAUUGAAGACCUUGGCUGAUAGUUCAGACUUUGGGAUCUGUCUGAAGAAGUGUUUAUUUAAACAGAAACGUAACUUGGUAUAGUGAUCCUUCUUGUUCUAUAGGCAGUGUAAAGAACACGGGAAGCUUCGAUCAUGCAACUUAUGUUUUUCUUAAUGUCGAAGACCUCGUCAGAUAGUUCAGAGGGCAAGGUCUGCCUGAAGAAGUGUUUUUUUUUAGAAAGAAACCUAGCUAGGUAUAGUGAUCCUUCUGACUCUAUCGGCAGUCUCAAGAACAUAGGAAGCUUAUUUUGUGCAAGUUGUAUUUAUCUUAAAGUCAAAGAUCUUGUCAGAUAGUUCAGAGUAUGGGGUCUGACUUUACAGAGCAUACAGUUGUCAUGAUCUGGUAUAUUGGGUUUUUUCACUUUCUAGUCAGUUUUGAAAUUGGAUCUUUGAGUCUCGUUGUUAUCUUGUAUUUUUAAAAAUUGGUGAAAAACCUGUUGUACUGUUUUAGCUUUAUUAUUAAUCAACAGUACUAAACUUGUUAUAUAAAGUGUUAUAUAUGCAUUCAACAAGUUCUAGACUUCAGCAAAUUAUGUACAGCAGCUAUUUUACAAUUAUUUAAGUAAUUUAUUCUGUUGCAUUUAUAUUAUUUCAA
Molecule: messenger RNA, 3317 nt
Organism: Limulus polyphemus (Atlantic horseshoe crab)
Lineage: Eukaryota; Metazoa; Arthropoda; Merostomata; Xiphosura; Limulidae
Product: diacylglycerol kinase theta-like
Exons: 18
Biological process (GO): diacylglycerol metabolic process; intracellular signal transduction; lipid phosphorylation
Molecular function (GO): ATP-dependent diacylglycerol kinase activity
Source: RefSeq, a predicted model, not a curated record